Camarhynchus parvulus is the source of this 5486-nucleotide messenger RNA. RefSeq names its product ubiquitin specific peptidase 31 (gene USP31). Gene Ontology annotation, molecular function: cysteine-type deubiquitinase activity. Gene Ontology annotation, biological process: protein deubiquitination. The record is from RefSeq and is a predicted model, not a curated record. NCBI's taxonomy places the organism in Eukaryota, Metazoa, Chordata, Aves, Passeriformes, Thraupidae.
AUGUCGCGGGUGAGCGGCCCCGGGCCGGCCGGCAGCGAGGAGAAGCGCUCCUUCAGCAAGCGGCUUUUCCGCGGGAGGACGGCGGGCGGCGGCGCGGGCUCGGCCCCGACCGCCGCCCCGGCCGCAGCGCCGUCCGGGCGGUCGCUCGGCGGGUUCAUGAGCCGCGUGCUGAAGACCCUCUCCACGCUCUCGCACUACAGCAGCGAGCCGAGACGCGGCGCGCUCGCCCCGCGCCUACCCCCGCCGCAGGCGACGGGCGGCCUGGGCAGCUGCUUCCCGCCGGGCCCGCCGCGCAGCCCCGAGCCCCCGCCGCGCCCCGCCGGCGCCUCCGAGGCCGUGCCCGGCGUGGCGGGGCUGCGCAACCACGGCAACACCUGCUUCAUGAACGCCAUCCUGCAGUGCCUCAGCAACACCGAGCUCUUCGCCGAGUUCCUGGCGCUGGAGCAGUUCCGCGGCGGGCCGCCCCCCGCCGACGGGCCGCCGCCCGCGCCCGGCGAGGUCACGGAGCAGCUGGCGCAGCUGGUGCGGGCGCUCUGGACGCUCGAGUACACCCCGCAGCACAGCCGCGACUUCAAGAACAUCGUGUCCAAGAACGCGAUGCAGUACCGCGGCAACGCCCAGCACGAUGCCCAGGAGUUCCUGCUUUGGCUGCUCGACAGAGUCCACGAGGAUCUCAACAACGUGGUGAAUUCCAGUGGCAUGCCUCCACUCAAGCCGCCGCUGGAGGAUGAUGUGCUGCUUGAGGGCCCAGCCUUUCCCAUCAGUAGCACUUUUGUGCAGGAACUCUUUCAAGCCCAAUACAGGUCCUCCCUGACGUGCCCUCAUUGCCAGAAGCAGAGCAACACCUUUGACCCCUUCCUGUGCAUCUCGCUGCCGAUCCCUCUGCCGCACACCCGGCCUCUCUACGUCACCGUGGUGUACCAGGGCAAGUGCUCGCACUGCAUGCGCAUCGGCGUGGCCGUGCCCAUCUCCGGAACCGUGGCCAGGCUGCGGGAGGCUGUGUCCUCGGAAACCAAGAUACCCACGGAGCAGAUCGUGCUGACAGAGAUGUACUACGAUGGGUUCCAUCGCUCCUUCUGCGACACCGACGACUUGGACACCAUCCACGAGAGCGACUGCAUUUUUGCCUUUGAGACCCCAGAGAUCUUCAGGCCUGAGGGCAUCCUCAGUCAGAGAGGAAUACAUAUGAACAAUAACCUGAAUAACUUGAAAUGUGGCACUGAGCACUCCCGAACAAUAGCUUACUCUCAAGGAAUGGUGAAGUCUGGAAAACUGGAACAGUCCUCUCCUAAACUAGCAGCAAAUGACAAGAUUGUCUUGCUGGUGUGUAACAGAGCGUGCACUGGACAGCAGAGCAAAAGGUUUGGCUUACCCUUUGUGUUGCACUUGGAAAAAACAAUUGCUUGGGAUAUUCUGCAGAAGGAAAUACUGGAGAAGAUGCAGUAUUUCCUGCGGCCUGCAGCCUGCUUGCAGGUUUGCCCAUUCAGCUUGCGAGUGGUCAGUGUUGUGGGCAUAACAUACUUGCUACCUCAGGAGGAGCAACCCCUCUGCCACCCAACAGUGGAAAGGGCAUUGAAGUCAUGCGGACAGGGGGGAACUGCUCAUGUGAAAUUAGUGGUAGAAUGGGACAAAGAAACUAAAGAUUACUUGUUUGUGAAUACAGAAGAGGAAUAUAUUCCAGACUCUGAAAGCGUCCGCCAGCAGAGAGAGCUUCAUCAUCAACCUCAGAUCUGCACUUUAUCUCAGUGUUUCCAACUGUACACCAAAGAGGAACAGCUUGCCCCAGAUGAUGCAUGGCGAUGCCCACACUGUAAGCAGCUGCAGCAGGGUAGCAUCACACUGAGCCUCUGGACCUUACCUGAUGUUCUCAUCAUACAUCUCAAAAGGUUUAGACAGGAAGGAGACCGAAGGAUGAAACUUCAGAACAUGGUUAAAUUUCCCUUGAGUGGCUUGGACAUGACUCCUCAUGUUGUGAAACGCAGCCAGAGCAGCUGGAGCUUGCCAUCACACUGGUCACCUUGGAGGAAACCUUAUGGCCUCGGCAGGGAUCCUGAGGACUACAUCUAUGACCUGUAUGCUGUCUGCAACCACCAUGGCACCAUGCAAGGGGGACAUUAUACAGCAUAUUGCAAGAAUUCUGUUGAUGGACAGUGGUACUGCUUCGAUGAUAGUGAAGUUCAGCAGCUUUCUGAAAGUGAAGUCUGCAAGCAGACUGCCUACAUCUUGUUCUACCAGCGGCGCACAGCGAUCCCCUCGUGGUCUGCCAACAGCUCCGUGGCAGCCGUCGCUGUCCGAGCACGGUCAGUCCGGGCAAAAACCCCCCAGCUCACUGGGGAACGCAGCGAAGAUGAUGGAGGAUUUUCAACUCGACCAUUUGUAAGGAGUGUCCAGCGUCAGAGCUUGUCCUCCAGAUCCUCUGUCACCAGCCCGCUGGCAGUGAGUGAGAAUGGUGUCAGGCCUUCGUGGUCACUUUCUGCAAAACUGCAGUUCCGCUCCAACUCCCCAUCACGCUUCUCUGGAGAUUCCCCAGUACAUACCUCUGCUUCCACUCUGGAGAAGAUUGGGGAAGCUGCUGACGAUAAAGUUUCCACCUCGUGCUUUGGCAGCCUGAGGAAUCUCUCUAGCAGCUACUUGGAGCCCUGUGACAGCAGUCGGCGAGAGCACAGGACAGCUCGCAGAGCCCCGUUGGCUGUCAUGGAAGGGGCGUUCAGGGAAGGGUCCGUUGUAAGGACAUCGAGCUCAGACCUUUCAGAUGGCUAUGGUAAAAGCUCUGUGCAGCCAGACAGGAAUCACCCUGCUCUGGACCCUUUUGAUAACAACAAUCAAAUCGCCUUUGUUGACCAGAGCGAUUCUGUGGACAGCUCCCCAGUGAAGGAGGUGAAAGCCCCAGCUGGGACGGGGCUGGCUGCAGAGAAGGCACAUGACACCCCUAAGAAGGGUCACAGCUCCAAAGGAGCUACUGAACCAGACAAAAGUUUGAGGAAGGGAAGGACAGUCUUAGCUACCCAAGAGACCAAAGUCUCUCACUCUUCUCCUCCACUGAAGAGCUCUCAGAAAGCUUCCCGGUCUCGAAGUAAGGCAGACUCCUCGAGGGUCAGCGGGCGACACGGGUCUCCUGCUCCCACGCAGGCUAGGAAGGACCACAGCACAAAGCCCCUGGAGGCAUCUGUCCCUUCAGCUCCACAGAAGCAGAAGUCAGGUUCUUCUCCAUCCUCCACAGCUGCCAAGAAAACCCCAUCAGGCUCAUUGACUAAGGGCUCUUCCUCUGGGAAGAGCCGGACUUCAGAGCGCAGCCUCAGCAGGGAGGGCUCCAAGGUCAGCCUGGGCUCGGAUAAAACGAGCGUUACCAGCGGCUCCAGGACGAGCUCCCCGCGCAUCAGCCACUCCAGGAGUGACAGCAGGGCAGUGGACAGCAAGCACGUGCGCAGCUCCUCCAUGGCCAACCUGCGCUCCCCGAGCGCUGCGGCGCGCUCCGGGCUGAAGAGGGACAGCAAGUCAGAAGAGAAGGGUUUGUCUUUCUUUAAAUCAGCCUUAAGGCAGAAGGAGACACGGAGGUCGGCAGACCUGGGGAAGACAACAAUGCUUUCAAAAAAGACAGGGAGUGUCAGUUCCAAGUCAGGCAGUAAAAAUGUGCUGGAGGACAAACCAGAUAAAGGUGGUGUCCCACCAGCCUCUCAAACCAAUGCCAACAUUACUACAAAAGAAAAACUUGUCUCAAAAGAUGCCACAUCUAACAAACAUUCUCUGCUAUCCAGUCGCAAGUCCAAGUCUUCCCAGCUAGAUCCCAGAGUCCAGUCUCCUCCUUCCAGUGGCAAGCAGUCUGCUGACAAGCCGCUGAAAAAAUUACCUUCCAGCAUGCAGGUGUCUGUACGGCCUUCUCUGGAACCUCAGUGAAAUGCUGCAAUCCAGGUGUCUUUUCUUCUGCUGAGAAGCUAAUUUAUUCUGAGCUCUUGUUUUUUGUUCAUGUGCCUAAUGUAUGUUUUGAGGAGAAGUUAACUGCAAGUUGUUAAAGCGCCUUUGAUUCUGCCAUCAAACCAAAUAGCCACAGGCAGCCAGCACUGGUGCAAGUAGCCUAGCUGGAGUCGUUGUUGAACAUGAAUGCAGCUGUCCCAUAGCACUUGUACAGGAGUCUCUGUCGAAAGUGCAACAACUUUCUUCAGAUUUGAGGGUUGGGACCUGACCCCCAGUUGUACUGACACUGGUGUGCUUUGUAGAGCUGUGAACUGAUAUUCCUUUGGUCUUGUUCUGAGUGGGCUGUGUCCACACUGGUGUAUGGCCUUGUUCUGAGCUGUGGAGGAUGCGAAGGAAACUGGAGAGACUGUCGCUUCUUUCUGCUCUCAACUCUCUGUCCCUGCUCCCCUCCAUUUCCAAGCUUUCUAAAGGGCAAUAUUUCAACACUAAUGUUGUUUCUCAGGUAUAUACUCAGCCAGUAUAGGAGGGACUAGCAUUAGUGACGGACAGAAAGGUACCUGUGUGUCUCUGUGCACGUCUGUGUAAUAGAUUUCCUUUUUGCAUUCCAACAGCAGGAAGUUUGAAAUGUAACCUGCAGUUUUUGUUGCUAUGUCUGUGAAGAAUUUUGCUUUGUCCAUACCUAAGGCAACCUCUAGCCUGUCCUGUUUCACUACUUUCUUCUGAAAUGCUCUGCUAAACAACAGAAGAAAUCCCUGGGCAGCAGCUGCUGGCCAGCUCGUCCUGUGGAAGCAGUGCCAUGGGAGAGUUACGUCCACACACCUGGAUGGCCAUGAUACUGUCAGGAUGCCCCUGUUCAAACUCCUGGGAAGCAUUUCCUAAUGUGCUCAGACCCUUAUCGUAGUGGUGUAAUUAAGCCUCCAUUAUCUCUAGGGGUGAUGUUUAGAUCAAGUGUCAUCCUGCCCUCUCUGAGCAUGCUUUGACAGGCCCCUUUGUGUGGCUUGGAGGGGCAGUUUUCCUGUUCCCCAGAGUGCUGUACAUUCUUCCCUCUGGCAUGCCUGUCCCCUGCCCCUGGGUCUGGCUGCCACAUGUCCCUCAGUGGAAGGUUCCCCUUCUUGUUUGGACGACAGCCUCCACCAGGGUCAAAACACUACAUCUACUGAUGUCUUUGUUUACAUGCCCUUCUUACAGGGGAGAUUCCUCAAGUUCUGUAAGGUUCCUCUUAAGGUGGAUUUCUUAAGUCCUUUUACAUAUAUGUAGUGUAAUCCUUUUUUUUUAAAUCCAUGAGUUUUUAUUGAUGUGCUGCAUAUCCUUUAUCCAGAGCCUGUCAUGUAGGUUGUGGCAAGCUGGGCAAUGUGCUGGGCACGCUCUCUGCUGAGUGAGGUCUGUGCCUGUCCAGCCCAAUGGCAGAGCUUGGGGCCAGGGACGUGUGUGCUCUGUCCCAUCAGUAUAACAAACUGGCCUCUGCCACCUCCCUUGCUGAGGUCCUGCUUGCCCUGCAGGCAGCCUUGCCCCCAGGACACCUUGCUGCUGCUCUAUGAUCAGUUUUCUGCUCACCACACACCUGCAGCAAGCUU